Colletotrichum truncatum is the source of this 3378-nucleotide messenger RNA. RefSeq lists its product as uncharacterized. Gene Ontology annotation, biological process: protein import into nucleus; poly(A)+ mRNA export from nucleus. Gene Ontology annotation, molecular function: structural constituent of nuclear pore. Gene Ontology annotation, cellular component: nuclear pore. NCBI's taxonomy places the organism in Eukaryota, Fungi, Ascomycota, Sordariomycetes, Glomerellales, Glomerellaceae. The record is from RefSeq and is a predicted model, not a curated record.
AUGUCGCUGUUCGGCAACAAGCCCCUGGGUGGCAGCCUUCUGGGCGGCUCGACGACCACUCCCCAGCAGGGCACCACUGGAGGCGGUCUGUUUGGGCAGCAGAACACGACGAACAAUCAGCCCGCAAGCUCCACGCCAGCUUCCGGCGGGCUCUUCGGAAACCUGAAUCAAAACAAGCCUCAGACCGGAGGCGGACUCUUCGGCGGUGGCGGUGCGACGACGACACAACAACCGGCGCAGCAAUCGACGUCGCUGUUCGGCCAGCCUGCGGCGCAACAGCAGGCACAGCCGCAAGUACCGGGCGGUGUUGGUCUGGGUGGGCUUGGAGCGACGGCACAGAAGCCGUCUCUCUUCCUUGGACUUGGUGGAAAUCAGAACCAGGCUCAGACCGGUUCGACCCUGGGACAAAACAACACGAACGCACUCGGCAGUUCCCUCUUCCCCCAGCAGCAGCAGCAACAACAGCAGAACCAGAACACGAACACCCAAUCGCAGGCGCAGCAGGGCCAGACAUCAGGUGCAUACUUUGACAGUCUGUUUGCGAAGAGCAAGAGGCAAGGAGAUGCCGAGAGUGGCCUAGAGGACCUCCCAAGCCUUCAACUUGGGCUGGGUGACCUGCGCCAGCGGCUGAAGAAGCUGGGAACUAAAGCCCAGGAGCGUCCCUCAGACGGCAGGGCUCACUAUCUUCUCGCCGCAUCUGGUGUCGAUCCAAGCACAGCUGCCCGAGACCUCGGUUCUCUCGACUUGCAGACCGGUCGCGUUGAGAGACCGACCGGCUACUCCCCUGCCGAGAUCGAUGUCGAGACAUACCUCGCGAACCUGCAGACGAAGACGACAAUGAGCAUGAUUGCCGACGGCCUCGAGCGGUCAGUCCGUGACUUUGACAACUUUUUGGAGGACAAUGUGACGAUGGAAUGGGAGGCUCAGCGCAAGCGUAUUUACGAACACUUUGGAAUCAAGCCCCGAGAGGAGACCUCGUUCGGAGGUGCGGCCUCCAUGAGAGAGUCUACGGGUGGCUUCGGCCGCUCGCGUCGCAGCAAGGGCCAGCCGACUGGUGCCCGCUCUGGUAGAGCUAGUGUCCUGGGCAAGUCGAGCAUGCACCGUUCAGUAAUUGGCAACGCCAGCAAGAUUGGCACUCACCAGCCCGAGUUCUCCGAUGUUGACCGUCCUGCUGACAACAACGGUUCCCUUACCGGCCACAUCAACUCUGACGACAGGUCUUUGCGUGAGAAACAGAGCAAGCUUUCUGAGAAGGUCCGCAAUCUCAACGCGGCCCGCCUCAUCCACCAUCCCUACCCGAUUCUUUCAGAGCUCGCAGAUGUCGAGCAGCGUUCUCUCGAUCCGUAUGCCCCCCAUAUCAUCGAGGCGUACCAUGCGGUUAGAGAAAUUGUUGGCGAGGAUCCCGAUGCAGAGACCACUAUCAACGGUGCUACUGCCAAGGAGAGACAGUUUGCCAAGAUGUAUCUGGACGAAUCCCCCAACUCUUCCAACUCGAUUGCUAUGCGGAAGAGAUUACUUGAGGGAGCCAACAAGUUCUUGGAGAAGCAAUUCUUGCAAGAAGUCGAAGGCCUCAUUUCAAAACACCCCCACGAGGCCAACCUUGGUGGUCGCCCUGAUAUCGUCAGCAAGAUCAGAGCAUAUAUCCGGUUGCGAUCCGCGAGAAAGGAUUUGGUGCCCGACAACACAGAACUGCAACAAGUCAGUGGUGAAUACGUCUGGGCUAUUGUCUUCUACCUGCUGCGGUCUGGCCAUGUCAGCGAGGCUGCGAAGUAUGUUAAUGACAAUGGAAACCAGUUCCGUAGCAUCGACCGGACAUUCCAGAGCUACCUUAAUGGCUACGCCUCCAAUGAAGAUCGCAGACUGAAGCGGACGCUCCAGGACAGGUGCAACGCCGAGUACAGUCAGAGGGUCCGCAAUGCCCCUGACAACUCCAUUGACCCCUUCCGCAUGGCUUGCUACAAGAUCAUUGGUCGCUGCGACUUGAACAACCGCAGCCUUGAUGGACUCAACACCGACAUUAACGACUGGAUCUGGCUCCAAUUCAACCUUGCCAGAGAAGGCGACCGCUCCCUUGAGGUCGCCAGCGAGGCUUAUGGAUUGUCCGAGCUGCAGUCAAGCAUCAAAGAGAUCGGUGCUAAGCACUUCCCCAAGUCCUCUUCUGACGAUAACAGCGGUAGCUUUGGCAUGUUCUUCUACUUGCAGGUUCUCUCUGGUAUGUUCGAGGAGGCCAUCGCAUACCUCUAUCCCUUCUCGUAUGUCGAUGCGGUUCACUUCGCCAUCGCCCUCGAGUACUACGGUCUGCUCCGACCUUCCGACCCCUUCAGCGCUUCCAACGACUUGCGCAGCCUGAACGUCAAGGACUUGGUGCAGAUCAACUUUGGCCGGAUGAUUGGCUACUACACCAGGGACUUCCGCGCCGCCGACGUUGUUUCGGCUGUGGACUACCUAACCCUCAUCUGCCUCAACAUGGACCUGUCGGGCGAGGCUGGCCGGCGCCACGCCAACCUCUGCUGGGAGGCCCUGCGCGAGCUCGUUCUCGAGACGAGAGAGUUCAGUAAGCUCAUUGGCGACAUCCGUCCCGAUGGCCAGCGGAUACGCGGCAUCAUCGAGGAGCGUGGCUCGCUCAUCGGCCUCACGGAAGAGAACGACUUCAUCAACACCGUUACCGUCCAGGCAGCCAGCUUUGCCGACGAGAACGGCCGCACCACCGACUCGGUUCUCCUGUACCACCUCGCCGGCGAGUACGACACUGUCGUCACCAUCGUCAGCCGCGCUCUCAGUGAGGCCAUCUCGCUCGAAAUUGGCGAGGACCCCAUGCGCCUCAUGCCUGUCAAGCCCCGCGCUGCCGGGCAGACAGCCGAGGCUGGCAGCAGUCUGAGCUUGGCGUCCAUCGACGACCCCGUCGAGCUUGCGCGUACCAUGAUGUCCAUGUACGAGCGCGAUGCCAUGUUCCACCGUAAGAUUCAAGAUCAGAACAAGGUCGCUUGCCGCGUCCUGCUUGAGAUGAGCACCAUCAAGUCCCUCGUCGAAGCCGGCCAGUGGGCUCAGUGUCUCGACAAAAUCCGCUCCCUCGAGAUUCUCCCCCUUGAUGCCAGUGGCGACCCUAGUGUCAUCCGCGCCUAUGCCUCCAAGUUCUCGGGUCUGUCCCAGCCUGUCUCCAUCAACGUACCCAACCUGCUCAUGUGGACCAUCAUCUGCUGCACUCGCCAGCGCGACCAGCUCACUGGCGGCCAGUUCAGCGGCAACGAGGGUACUCGCCGUAUGAUGGUCGAACAGAUGAAGCAGAUGACUCUCGACCUCACCACCUAUACCAGCCAGCUGCGCUAUCGCUUCCCGCCUCACCUUCACGAGGCUCUCGCCAGGGCUUCAGCGGAGUAA